ACCCCACCGAGGCGCGAACAAGCUUCCAAAACUCCGCGCUCUGCUCUUCAACCUCUCCAAGAAUACCACAGCGGCUUCUCAGAUGUGGACAUCGGAUUCUCCGCUCCUCGCCCGUCUCACCACCGCCGGCAGCAGUCCUUCCCAAACCUAUUCCCCAACGUCCUUGGGCACAGGACCCCAUCCCCGACCGGGAAGACGCUGAGGUUUGCAGAGGAGAUGCCUUACACGGGUGACUGGAGGCCUGGGAAGGCCGAGAGUCCAAGAGGCGGUCUAGCUGGCUGGCUAGGUGGCAAGGCGUCCGCGGGUGCAUUGGGCGUGGCCGACCCUUGGCAGCCGAAUCCAGACACGACACCAACGAGACUGCGAAAAAGCCAGCCGGCGAGCGGCGAUUCCCCAACGCCCAAGAAUACGGUAACAUCGACGGCUUCGAGGUUCAUCUCGGCCAUCUCGAGAUUUACUCAAGCACCCGCGAGCCCCACGCUCGACGACGAGCUGUGCAAUUUCGACAUCGAGGCGGCCCUAUAUCCACCCGGGUCGCCCACGGAUCGUGAUGCCUUCUCACCCGCCGCCUUCAAGAACCUCCAGACGAAUGCGACGGGCCUGUUGUCGAAGAUGCAAAACGCCUAUCGCCAGCGAGUCAUCGCCGUCCGAGAUUUAGAAGCCGAGAAAGCAGCCCAGAAAGAUGAACUAGAGGAGGCGGAGACUCGCGCAGCGCACCUGAAAAUGCAGUUGGAAGGGAUGGCUCUUAGGGCGGCGGAACAGGAAAAGGGGAUGCAGCAGCUGAUGGACCAGCUCAUGGCCGAGAAGAAGGCCAGGGCGGAGGAGAAGCUGGCCCGGGAGAAGAGCAUCGCCCUCAUGGCCGGGGGGCCCAUGGUCUCGGAAGACAUGGGCGUCGAUGUCGACCAGCUGCGGCGGACGUGGCGGAAGAGCGGCGACACUGUCAAGACGGACACGAGCUUCGAGUCGGACGACGAGAGCGCGGCGAGCGAGAGCGUCUUCUCGCGGUCGCGCAGUCCGACGAUCCCUCCGAGCACUGUGGACGGCAGCAUCAUGGACGCGCCGAGCUCCCAGGCCAGGGGUAGCACGCUCAGUCCCCCGAAGCAAAAGCCGGGCCAGCAGAUGAGCACGUUCCAGAAGAUCAUCAAGGGUAUAUCUGGAGAUGCGGACGAGAACGGCGUGAACGGUUGCCAGAAUUGCAAGGGCCAGGAUGCCAGUGUCGCAUGGGACACGGUCAGUGUGCUGAGAGACGAGAACAAACAUUUGAAGCAACGGGUCGGCCAGCUGGAGGCGGCCGUGGAAGGCGCAUUGGAUUUGGUUAACGGGAUAGGGCUGUGA
Molecule: messenger RNA, 1335 nt
Organism: Phialemonium atrogriseum
Lineage: Eukaryota; Fungi; Ascomycota; Sordariomycetes; Cephalothecales; Cephalothecaceae
Exons: 2
Source: RefSeq, a predicted model, not a curated record